Molecule: messenger RNA, 2165 nt
Organism: Ictalurus punctatus (channel catfish)
Lineage: Eukaryota; Metazoa; Chordata; Actinopteri; Siluriformes; Ictaluridae
Gene: myf5
Product: myogenic factor 5
Exons: 3
Coding region: 88-744 (218 amino acids)
Biological process (GO): positive regulation of myoblast differentiation; muscle organ development; regulation of transcription by RNA polymerase II
Molecular function (GO): DNA-binding transcription factor activity, RNA polymerase II-specific; RNA polymerase II cis-regulatory region sequence-specific DNA binding; protein dimerization activity
Source: RefSeq, a predicted model, not a curated record
AGGACUGACCCCGUGGUGGACGUGUGGUGCUAUAAGAGCGCCGUCUCAGAUUCCUCUCUCAGAUCCUUUCUUCUCUCCUCCACAAACAUGGACUCCUGGAAUUCAUGCCACGACUCCGCGCUGAUGUUCGACUCGUCGGUGAAGCUGGAGUCAGACGAGGACGAGCACGUCCGGGCCCCAGGGGGCCUGCACGAGGCCGGGAGCUGCCUGCAGUGGGCCUGUAAAGCCUGCAAGCGUAAAGCGAGCAGCGUGGACCGCCGGCGAGCCGCCACCAUGCGCGAGAGACGCAGGCUGAAGAAGGUGAACCACGCGUUCGAGGCUCUGCGCCGCUGCACGUCGGCCAACCCCAGCCAGAGACUUCCCAAAGUGGAGAUCCUGAGGAACGCCAUCAACUACAUCGAGAGCCUGCAGGAGCUGCUGAGGGAGCGGGUGGAGAACUACUACAGCCGGGAGAGCGGCUCCGAACCCGCCAGUCCGUCGUCCUCAUCCACCUGCUCCGACAGCACGUCUGAGUGCAGUCCCGUCUGGUCUCAGAUCAGUUUAAACACCGCAGCAGUGUACAGUUAUGAGGCUCAGAGCGUGAGCGGGAUGGACAGAUCUGCCGGAUCUACCAGUCUGCAGUGUUUGUCCAGCAUCGUGGACCGACUGUCCUCGAGGAACACGGACGCUCUGUCCCCGAGUCCCUGCGACUCGCAGUGCAGCACUCCGGAAAGUCCGAACACACUCGUCUACCACGUCCUGUAAGAGCGACAGAGACGCGCUGUGUGUGCACACACACACUCGGGGAGGAGCGUCAUGUAUAAAUUCCUGCUGGAGUAAUCUACAAUAUCAUUUCCAGCAUUUUCUUAAGACUUUAAACAGAGCACACUCACACACACACACACACACACACACACACACACACACACACACACACACACACACACACAUCCUGUGACAAAACGGUCAUAAAGAAAAUAUAUUUUCACAAUUAUAAUUUUGCAAUGUAUGAAAAUACACAUUGAGAUAUUAAAUUGAUAUAUUUUAAAUAUAUUGUUUAAUUAAUAUAUUGAACAUAUUUACAGAUAUUUAUAUUUAACACGGGGUAUAUGUGACAUGUUCAACUUUUUUACUUUAGCAUAUUUAGCAUUAAAUAUUGUGUAUAUAUAUAAAAUUGGUUGAACAUGACGUGUUAAAUGUUAAAUAUAAUUAUCUGUUAUAUAUAUAUAUAUAUAUUAAACAAAUAUAAAAUAUACAUUAAAUAAUAAAUCUAACCGAUACAUAUAUAUAUAUAUAUUAGUGUUAUACUUUAGUGGAUUUUUCACAAAUUAUGAAAAAAAAAAUUUUUGAAAUAAAUAUGAAUCUGGAACUCUAAAUGGUUCUCCGGUUUGUUUCCAGCGUUCACGGUUCUGCGUGGAACCCUACACCCGACACGCAGAACCCACGCUAGAACAUCCGCAGAGCUCUCGAGGAACCGCCUCUUCUUAACAAGAGUGCGAAGCCGAGCGUUUAAAAAACAAACAAACAAACAAAGAAAAAACGUGAAAUUAAUUUUAAAACACAUUUUCAUAUGCACAUACACUGCAAAAGAUAUUUGUAAAUACACUGUGUGUGUGUGUGUGUGUGUGUGUGUGUGUGUGUGUGUGUGUGUGUUGUUCAUUUUUAUUUCUUUUUUCUGUAUUAGAGGUAGCGUAAUUCCAGUAAAUGUAAACAUACGUAAAGACGUAAAAACUUGUUGAUUUUUUUUUUAAACUUUAUGCCUUUAUUUUGUCAAAUGUUUUGAAAACGUUAUUCACAGCCGUAACUAUUUCUGAUUCCUUCAUCACGGUAUAUCAUCACAGACUAAAUCCAGUUACACACACACACACACACACACACACACACACACACACACUUCUCACUGCAUAUCACACCCUGUCUUUUCCCUUUUUAUUAUGAUGAUUAUGAUUAUGAUUAUUAUUUUCUUCCGUCUCACACCGAAACCUUCUCUCGGUCUAAUAAAAGCGAGCGUAGGGACGAAUCCUCGGGUUCUGUGUUGUAAAUAAUUCUGUACAUGCUGUACUUUUGUAUUGUGAACGUUACACGCUUUACUGUAUUCGCGUGUUUCAUAUUUAAGUUCUUCACUCUCCUCGCUCCGUGUCCGGCUCCGUGUCCGGCUCCGUGUCCGGCUCCGUGUCCGGCUCCGU